Styela clava is the source of this 1630-nucleotide messenger RNA. Its product is annotated as heparan sulfate glucosamine 3-O-sulfotransferase 5-like. Lineage: Eukaryota; Metazoa; Chordata; Ascidiacea; Stolidobranchia; Styelidae. Gene Ontology annotation, molecular function: [heparan sulfate]-glucosamine 3-sulfotransferase activity. The record is from RefSeq and is a predicted model, not a curated record.
AUAUUGUUAAUCAAAAUUAUUUUCUAUCGUCUACUCAGAGAUUGUGAAUGAAAUUUAUACUGCGGAAAAGCUAAUGUUCAAUGGCGAAAACAGGGUAUAUUUUGGAAAAUAAAAUUGAAAUCAAAAGCUUUUCAUAUGUGACAGAAUAGAAAGUUUGUACAAAAGUACAAUCACAAUGUUGUAAGUCAGGCAGAGAUUGUGAAUUGCCACAUAUUUCAUUUUGCAAAACUUUAUCGUUCAUAAAUAAAAUUGACAUUCAAAAUGAAUGAUUUCGUUUUGUAAACUUCGUUUUGUAACAUAUUUUUAUAUUAAGGUUUUCUUCAUCAACCAAUUUGAAAUGUAUAAAGCUGCGAGAAAAAUAGUGUUAGCGGCAGGAUUAUUGGUAAUAUCAAUAUAUUCUAUUUAUAAUGUUUGUUUUAUCAACCGACUUCCUGCAGAACGAUAUGAAGAAAUUAAAAACUCGAAAAACUUCAAAAAAUUGAAACAAGGGGACACAGCGAGUGAUUUAGAAAAACGCAGGAAGAUGUGGAAAAAGAUAGUAGAACCUACUGAAUCAGAGAAACAUAGAUUGCCGGAUGUCAUUGGAAUAGGCGUGAGAAAAUGUGGCACAGGACCAUUGCUGCAUUUCUUGAGAAUGCAUCCACUCAUACGAAUCGGAAAAGGAGAAAUGCACUACUAUGAUACUGCAGACGUUGAAAAGGGUAUCGAGUUUUAUAAGAAUGCACUGCCGACAGCCAGCGACAAUCAAUUGAUAAUGGAGAAGACUCCAGCUUACUUCACUACUCUACCAGAUAAUCUACCGGAUAUUAUUAAACGAGACUCCCCGCACGUGAAAUUAAUACUGUUAUUGUGCAAUCCGGUUAAUCGGGCAUUCUCAGAUUAUGCACAACGAAGAACAAGACGGGACAACAAAACUGGUAACAGUACAUUUAAAGAGUACUUUGACAAGUAUUUCUAUCCGGUCCAAAAGCAAUUUUCAACCUUAUCUAUGGAAGACGAUGACGCCGCUGUGACUGACGUCAUAAAAACUCUUCGGAAAGACAAGCCAAAAUUCAGCUUUGCAUAUGGUAUUUACGCCUAUUUUAUAAGGCGAUGGUUGAAAGUGUUUCCUCCAGAAAACUUCUUAAUAUUGAACGGCGAAGACUUUUUAACUGAUCCUGGAAGUGUAUUAGAGAAAGUUCAAGAAUAUUUGAACGUCCCAAAGGUAUUUUUAAAGAAUGAUUUCAUAAAGCAUCCAAAGACUGGUCUCUUUUGCCUGCGGCCAUGGUGGAAUGAAACCUACAACUUUCGUUCCGAACUUAUACCUCAUAGUUCUUGGGAAAAUCAACUCUACUGUGCAGAGAAUACAAAGGGUCGAACACGAUCUAUCAUCAAAAAAUAUGAUUUUGAUGUUGGUAGUUUUGAAAAGCUUAAAAAAUUUUAUGACCCAUAUAACAGAUAUUUGUAUAAUAUUCUAGGAAAGACAUUUGAUUGGUAGAAUUUUUCAUAGCAUUGUUACCUGUAUUGGCUGGGCAAUUGUCUCUUAUUUCAUUUAUUGUAUUCGUGGUACCCGAUCAAUGAAUAUCCCUAGAUUAUGAAUGCCACAAAUUAAACGGCCAUUACUAUGUAUUACAUCAAGGAAACUUUAAUA